AAUCAGUUUUAUUUUGUGGACCAAGAUCACAUUUCCAGAAUGCUCUAAUAUAGAGUUAUAUAAACUGUCAAGAUGUUAAGCAUAAAAAAAAAAAAUGAUUUUGGUGAAUCACUGCUGCCUUUGUAAAAAUCACUGAUAUGAUGAAUGCCACUAAAUGGCUCAAAACUUUGGUCUGGGGGUGAGACCUUUCCACACAGUAAACACCCCAAAUCGUCAUUAAAAACCAAUAAAGUAUUCAUGUUUGAUAUUAUUGAAGUUAUUUGUUAAUCAUGCAAAAUCUAAAUAGAAAAAGUCUCGUAUAAUUUUAUUAUAAACUGGAUUGACCCGCCACUCUCUGGAUCUAAAGAGCCUUAAUUUGUUUUGUAUUGCAAUUUGCCAAUGUUUAAGAUUAAAAACGCAGGGCAGAAUAUGAUUUGUGUAAAUUAAAGAUUGCUUUAUAUAAUGCAACACUUUAAAAUAAUUUGUUCUUCUUCAUCCGCUGAGCAUCCGCUGACAUCCUCAUGGAGUUUGGUGUGGUUUACCUGAGAAAAAUUUGUCUCAGUCUCAGACUCCACGCCCACGAACCAUUGGCUUCUGCCGUCAGCCUGAAUGUCUGGUUAUGUGAGACUAAAAGCAAACAACCCAUGAACUUGAUAAACUGCUCUGUGAUCACGUUGUGUACAUGGAAUAAGUUAUGGUUGCUUGCAUGCUCUGAAAGUUACCGUUGUUUUUGAGAGCGAAACCUUUAGUGAACAACCUUUAGUGAACAUGGAUUAGCUGUUGAAUUAUUUUGAAAAACCUCUAGGUAUCCGAAAGUAAAAGCCACAGUAGUUUUCAUCGACAAGGAACUAGACUGAAACAUUCCUCAGCUGGAGAGUUUUACUUGCUGCCUACUUCUGUAGAUCUCUAUAGUCUGAAUGAGGAGAUGGAGCAGAGGGGCACUGCAGCCUCUCCAAAUCCCAGCUGUGUGUCUGUGAAGAGUAACAGAUCCAUAGACUAUCCUCCUGAUAUCAGUGAUGGAGCAGUGAACUCUGACCCCAGAGGUGAGAGUGAUGAUCUGAUCCAGGCUCAGUCCAGAUGUGGAGUUUGUGAGCAGGUUCAGAGAGAUCCAGUCUCUAUCUCAUGUAGACACAGUUUCUGCAGACACUGCAUCAGUUUAUAUAGGGAUCAGUCCAGACCAUCAGAAGACUUUGACUGUCCUCAGUGCAGAAACAGAUCCAGAACACACAUAGUCACAAGAGGAUCCUGUUCUGCUGGUUCUGCUCACGCACAAACAGCCCUGCUAAUGGAGACUGGAGACCAGCAUAAACCAGUGGAUGAUGAACUACAGAGAGUCAAAGAUCAACACAAAACCAGCAUGAAGAUAAAGUAUGAGAGAUUAUUUGAGGGAAUCAAACUCCAAGAGAAUGAAACCCUCCUGAACAGGAUCUACACACAACUCUACAUCAUAGAGGGAGAAGGAGAAGGAAUGAAUGAAGAACAUGAGGUUUUACAGAUGGAGAAAACAGCCAGAACACAACACUCACAAGACACUCCAAUCUACUGCAAUGACAUCUUUAAAGCCUCACCUGAACCAGGAUGUGAGGAGAAAGACCAAAUCAAGACUGUUCUUACUAAAGGCAUCGCUGGAAUCGGAAAAACCGUCUCUGUGCAGAAGUUCAUUCUGGACUGGGCUGAGGGAAAAGCCAAUCAGGAUGUAGAUUUCAUGUUUGUGCUUCCAUUUCGAGAGCUGAACUUGAUCCGAGAUCAUCAGUACAGUCUUCACAGACUUCUGCUGGACUUUCAUCCUGAACUUCAAGAUCUGGACUCAAAGAUUUAUGAGGAGUGUAAAGUUGUGUUCAUCUUUGAUGGUCUGGAUGAAAGCAGAAUCACACAGAUGUUUUCAGAUGCUCAGAAAGUUUCUGAUGUGACUGAGACUUCAUCAGUUGGUGUGUUAAUGUCAAAUCUCAUGAAAGGAGAGCUGCUUCCCUCUGCUCUCAUCUGGAUCACCUCCAGACCAGCAGCAGCCAAUCAGAUCCCCUCCAAAUACAUCAACCGUCUAACAGAGAUUCAGGGAUUCAGUGAGCCUCAGAAGGAGGAAUAUUUCAGGAAGAGAAUCAGUGACAAGCAUCAAGCCAGCAGAAUCAUCUCACACAUCAGAAGAGCAAGAAGCCUCCACAUAAUGUGCUACAUACCCGUCUUCUGCUGGAUCUCAUCCAGUGUGCUUCAAAAGCUUCUGAAAGAAGGUCUGAGUGCAGAAAUCCCUCAAACUCUGACUGAAAUGUACAUCCACUUCCUGCUGAUUCAGAUAAACAUGAGGAAUCAGAAGUAUAAAGAGAGAGACCCAGAGAAACUCCUGCAGUCCAACAGAAAAGUGAUUGUGAAACUUGCUGAAGUGGCUUUCAAACAGCUGAUGAAGGGCAAUGUGAUGUUUUAUGAGGAGGACCUGAGAGAGAGUGGCAUAGAUGUCACUGAUGCCUCAGUGUAUUCUGGGAUUUGCACUGAGAUCUUUAAGGAGGAAUCUGUGAUUCAUCAGAGGAAAAUCUACAGCUUCAUUCAUCUGAGCAUUCAGGAGUUUCUGGCUGCUUUCCAUGUGUUUUACUGCUAUUUAAGCAGCACCAUGGAGACCUUUAAGUUUUUUUAUUUAAUGCAUAAUCUCUUUAGAAGUGCAGUCGAUAAAGCCAUUGAGAGUGAGAAUGGAGAGCUAGAUUUGUUCCUGCGGUUCCUGCUGGGCAUCUCACUGGAGUCCAAUCAGAAACUCUUACAGGAUCUACUGACACACACAGAGAACAGCUCAGAGAGCAUCAGGAGAACCACACAGUACAUUAAACAGAAGAUCAAAGAUGAACAUGACCUCUCCACUGAAAGAUCCAUCAAUCUGUUCCUCUGUCUGCUGGAAGUGAAAGAUCAGACUCUGUCCAGAGAGAUUCAUGAGUUUGUGAAAUCAGACAAACACUCAGAGAAGAAACUCUCUCCAACUCACUGCUCAACAAUCGCCUACAUGCUUCAGAUGUCAGAGGAGGUGCUGGAUGAGCUGGACCUCAAGAAAUACAACACAUCAGAUGAAGGUAGAAGAAGACUGAUACCAGCUGUGAUCAACUGCAGAAAAGCUCUUUUGGCUGGUUGUAAUCUCACCAAACAGUCGUGUGAAAUUGUGUCAUCAGCUCUACAAUCCUCAAACUCUGUCCUGAGAGAGCUGGACCUGAGUAACAAUGGCCUGCGGGAUUCAGCUGUAAAGCUGCUCUCUGAUGGACUGAAGAGCCCAAACUGUCAGCUGGAGAUACUGAGGUUGUCAGGCUGUUUGGUGACAGAGGAAGGCUGUGGUUAUGUGUCUUUAGCUCUGAGUUCAAACCCCUCACACCUGAGAGAGCUGGAUCUGAGCUACAAUCACCCAGGAAAAUCAGGAGUCAAGAUACUCAACGACAAAUUGAAGGAUCCAAAAUGCUCACUGCAGAUACUCAAUGUGGAUCAUGGUGGAGAGUUCAUGAUGAAAGCAGGACUAAGAAAAUAUGCCUGUGAUCUCACACUGGAUCCAAACACAGCAAACACUCAACUCAUCCUGUCUGAGGAGAACAGAAAGAUCAAAUAUGUGAAUGAUCAUCAGCUGUAUCCUGAUCAUCCAGAGAGAUUUGCUGAUGUUCCUCAGGUUCUGUGUCGAGAGAGUCUGACUGGACGCUGUUACUGGGAGGUUGAAUGCACUGGUUGGGCUCGUAUAGCAGUGGCCUAUAAAGGAAUCAGCAGGAAAGAAGGGACUGUCUGUAAGUUUGGAUACAAUGACAAAUCCUGGUGUCUUUUCUGCAAUAGUAAAGGAUUUGCUGUCUGGCACAAUAAUAUAAGCUAUAAAAUACAAACUGAAGGAUCAAGUUCUUUACAAUCUAAAAGAGUAGGAGUGUAUCUGGACUGGCCGGCCGGCACUCUGUCCUUCUACAGCGUCUCUGACACACACACACUCACACACUUACACACAUUCAACACCACAUUCAGUGAACCCCUCUAUGCUGGAUUUAAGGUUUUUCAGUCUGAACUGUCUCUGUGUCAGAUUUAACAACAGACACACACAACUGACAACGCAUUCUACCUCCAUCAUAAUUUUGGCCAUAUAAAAGUGGAAAAGUUUUAUGAAACUUGCGUGGAUCACAAUAAUAAUGUAUGACAACAAUGUAAAACUAACAAAAUGUAAUUCAUGUAAACAUUUAGAAAAACAAGCUGUAAAGCAUGAAUGUUAAAAUAUUAAUAUGGUCAGUCAUAAUAGGAUAAAAGUAAUGUCUCUUCUGCAUUGAGAUGCACUUCAGGCAUAUAUCACUGAACUUGAGUUAUCAAUCAAAACAAUGUAAAAUCAUAGUUAUUUUAUAGUCUAAGUCACAUUCUGCAGGUUUAGACUUAAUCUUUGAGCUCUGUGGAUCUCAGUGAAGUUCCUUUUAAUCUGAUUUUCAUACAUAGAUGGUGGUUCUUGUUCUGCAUUCACCUGUGGAUUCUCAUGAACACAGAGAAGAGCAGGUUUUACUGCUUAGGCUAAAAACAAUUGUAAAGUUAAAUUAUAAAUAAAGAAACUUAUCUAACCUCUAA
Molecule: messenger RNA, 4524 nt
Organism: Ctenopharyngodon idella (grass carp)
Lineage: Eukaryota; Metazoa; Chordata; Actinopteri; Cypriniformes; Xenocyprididae
Product: NLR family CARD domain-containing protein 3-like
Exons: 7
Coding region: 905-4003 (1032 amino acids)
Molecular function (GO): protein binding
Source: RefSeq, a predicted model, not a curated record